Messenger RNA from Ostrinia furnacalis (Asian corn borer), 571 nucleotides. RefSeq names its product thioredoxin reductase 2, mitochondrial-like. Gene Ontology annotation, molecular function: glutathione-disulfide reductase (NADPH) activity; flavin adenine dinucleotide binding. Gene Ontology annotation, cellular component: mitochondrion; cytosol. Gene Ontology annotation, biological process: cell redox homeostasis; cellular response to oxidative stress; glutathione metabolic process. Lineage: Eukaryota; Metazoa; Arthropoda; Insecta; Lepidoptera; Crambidae. The record is from RefSeq and is a predicted model, not a curated record. The transcript is spliced from 3 exons. Bases 91 to 570 code for a protein of 159 amino acids.
AAUUUCUUGACAUCUGGAUUAAAGUUAUCUUUACUACCCGUUUUUAUUGCCUGCGUGCGUGUCUGAUUAUUUUCUGUCAUUCACGUCAAAAUGACAAUACUCGGUAAUGUUGUGAGGGUCAAAAAUUUGAUACAGCCCUACAAAUUGUUGGAAAAUGUUACGAUAUUGGCAAGACGGAGUCUUGGGAGCAAUGGAAACUUUGAUUAUGACUUGGCGGUCAUUGGUGGCGGGUCGGGGGGGCUGGCGUGCGCGAAGGAGGCCGUAAACCAGGGCGCCAAAGUCGCGGUGUUAGACUACGUCACGCCCUCGCCGCAGGGCACCAAGUGGGGCCUUGGUGGGACAUGUGUGAACGUCGGAUGUAUACCCAAGAAGUUGAUGCACCAAGCAGCGUUGCUGGGCGAAAGCAUACAUGCGUUGGUAAGUGAUAGAAAUCCUCAAACUGGACCCUCUCCCUAUAUCCUAACCUGCGAACUUGGAUUAUUCUUGAACUGGGCUAGUGGUUUCUUUUUUUUUUUUAAUUUUUAUGUAGAAGUUUUAUCACAAAUAAAGCAGUGCUGUCGGUAUUUUUAGA